This is a messenger RNA of Ruditapes philippinarum (Manila clam), 1857 nucleotides long. Its product is annotated as centrosomal protein of 135 kDa-like. The annotation marks the transcript as partial. Lineage: Eukaryota; Metazoa; Mollusca; Bivalvia; Venerida; Veneridae. The record is from RefSeq and is a predicted model, not a curated record. The transcript is spliced from 14 exons.
GGUAUGACAGAGGAUGUGGAGAAACUGAGACGGGAGAGAGAUGAGAUGAGACAGCUACUUGUCCAAACCCCAAGGAUGAAAUUUGGCACAAAUCUCAGAGAAAGACUAAAGAUUGCUACAGAGGUAUCACUGUCAGAGAAGGCCAAGUUGGAACAGCGCGGCGAGGACUUGGAGAGUGCUCUAACACAGGCAGAGAAUGAGCGUGGUGAGCUGAUUGUACGUGUCAACUCCCUGAAGGAAGAUGUUCGUAGUUUGGAGGAACAGAUCAAGGAUAUGGCUAGCAGACUGACCGAGACCCAAGAUGAUAACUCUCAGAAUAAAUCUAAAGCCACUCAAAUGAAGAUGUUGGCUGAGGAGACAGAGAGAAGCUUGGAGGACACACAGAAACGUCUGGCACGUCGUGAGAGCGAGUUAGCCGCCCAGGAGGAGAGGUGUGCUAGAUUAGAGGAUAGGAUAGCCGAAUUACAGAGAACUUUAUCUCAUUCUACUGAUGAGAAUUCAGAUAUCAGAAGAACUGUAAGUCAGCUGGACAGGGAAAAGGAUAACCUUCAGAUUAGUGUUGAUGAAAAGACAGAGAAAAUUGCCAACCUCAAUGAAGAAACACUUCUCAAGGAGAAACUGAUCAGUGAUUUGAAGGUCAGAAUUAGUGAAAUUGAUGCUCAGUUAGGCCAUGCUAAUGAUAACAUCAACAUGAAGGAUAGAGAAUUGAAGUCAUUGAAACGGCAGCUAGACAGUACCUCUGAUGAUCUGAAUGAGAAUAGUCGAGGUAAAGAGGUCGCCAUGAGAGAGAAUAGACGUCUACAAGAUGAUCUUGCUGUUAUGACAAGAGAAAACCAGAAAAUCAACCAGGAGUUACAGGAAGCUCUAGAGGACAAAGAAGGACUUAAACAACAAGUUCAACAAUAUAUCCUGGAAGUUAGGAGUAUUGAAGAUGUUCUAGCUUCUAAGGAGAAAGAAAGAUCUGAUUUACUUGACCAGUACCGAGCACUGUCCUCGGAGGCUGAACAAUAUCAAACUGCCACCCACCAGUUGGAGAGCGAGGGCUCAAACAUGAGGCUUGAGAUCAUGACCAAAGACUCAGAACUUAGAAGACUCAAGGACAAAGUUGAUAACUAUGAGAGAGAAAUUCAGGAGCAUCUUAAUGCUGAGCAGGCCUAUGAGCUGCAAGUAUCCAAUCUGAUCCGCUGUGUGGCCAACUUGGAGGAUAACCUCAGACAGACGGACGAUGAUAAGAACACACUUCUCAAUGACCUGACAGCUGUACGUGAGCUCUGCUCAAGACUUGAGGGAACUAAAGAAUCUCUACAGAGACAGUUGACGGCUCUUACCAUUGAUAAAGAACAGCUUCAAAGCCAGUCAGAAGAUAUUGCCCAGGAAUGUGAGUUAUACCGCAGUCAGCUGACCUCUGAGCGCCAAUCCAACAAGAACCUGGAGGGUCUGCUACAGAACAAUAGAGAGAAAGAGUUCCAGUCACAACUACAAACACAGGAACAUAGUGCUGAGAUACAGAUGCUGAAAGAUAGACUGUCAUUGAAUGAGAGUAAAAUCCAAAGUCAGAGCCGAGAGAUUGCCUCUUUACGUACACGUAAUGUAGAACUAGAAGGUGAUGUAGAGAGACUCCGUAGACAGUUGACCAGCGAGAAAUUUGAGAGGGAGCGGGCAGUGCAGGAAUUGAGACGACAUGGGCUCGUACCACCGACCCCUACUAUGGACUACACGAGCAGCACCAGCAGGUAUACAGGUCAACAAGUCCCAUUCAGGUCUCCAAAAGGUCUCGCUCACGAAAGUCCUACCCAGAAUUCAGGAGCCGUAGCCAGAAACAUCGUAUCUAAGUUCUUCCCGUCGUCGAUCACCUGA